UCGCACCUUGUUCUCGACGGUCAUCGUGCUCAUUGUCCACCCCGUAGUCUUGCCCAACUUUGUUCAGGCGCGCACUAAUCCCACCCUCGUCCUUCCUUUGCCUCGUUCGCUGCCCCUAGGCCACCUCAUCCUCAACGUCCACGUCUCUCAAAGCACGAGCACUUACCGCCGUCUUUCUGCGACUUGCACGACACAGCCAUGUCCAACACAGAUCAGGAAAAAGCCAUCGCCAGCUCGAGCGAAAAAGAUGACCAGGUGCUCGAAGUGAAUGACGGCGAGAAGGUUUCGGAUCAGCCCCUGCCUACACCUGUCACCGCCACUGUUAACCCCCGUCCAUCGAACAAGCCGAAGCUCUCUGCGGCUACCAUCAUCCCCAUCUGGAUUGUCCUCAGCUCUUCUGUGAUCAUAUACAAUAAUUAUGUGUAUAACACGCUGCAAUUCCGAUUCCCCGUGUUCAUGGUGACAUGGCAUCUUACGUUUGCGGCGAUCGGAACUAGGGUGCUCCAACGCACCACCCAUCUCCUGGAUGGGUUGAGGGACGUGAACAUCACGAAGGACGUUUUCAUCCGUUCGAUCCUGCCGAUUGGCCUCCUGUUCAGCGCGUCGCUCAUUCUCAGCAACACCGCGUAUCUCUAUCUGAGCGUUGCCUACAUCCAGAUGCUAAAGGCGUUCGUUCCGGUGGCGAUUCUCCUCAUCUCGUGGACGUUUAGGAUUCAGGAGCCGAGCAAGAAGCUCGCAAUGAUCGUCAUGAUGAUCUCUUGUGGUGUCGCGCUUGCCUCGCAUGGCGAGCUGCACUUCAACCUCAUCGGUUUCCUUACGCAGGCUGCUGCGGUUGUGUUCGAAGCUUCCCGGCUGGUCAUGAUCCAGAUUCUCCUGCACGGGCUAAAGAUGGAUCCGCUCGUCUCGCUCCACUACUAUGCACCCGUUUGUGCGGUCAUCAAUCUUGCCGUGCUUCCAUUCACCGAGGGGCUCGAGCCGUUCCGCGAGGUUAUGCGCGUUGGCCCGUUGAUCAUGGUGAGCAAUGCGGCGGUGGCGUUCCUACUCAACAUCGCAGCGGUGUUCCUCGUCGGUGCAGGCAGCGGCCUCGUGCUCACGCUCGCGGGCGUGUUCAAGGACAUACUGCUUAUCAGUGGUUCUGUGCUUGCCUUCGGCACGCCGAUCACGCCGCUCCAGGUCGUCGGCUAUUCGAUCGCCCUGGGCGGUCUCGUCCUGUACAAGACCUCCGGCUCCAAGUAGGGACAGACACUUGCAUCGGACAUUACGCCUCCCAUAUCUAUCGUACAAUUGGUUUAUAUCAUACAUACAAGUCGGGCCGUGCCUCGCUGUUGCUGGGUGCUGGUCGCUGUACAUACACAUCACUAACGUGGACGUCGCGUUGCUGGCCACCCUCGCCUCC
Molecule: messenger RNA, 1396 nt
Organism: Laetiporus sulphureus 93-53
Lineage: Eukaryota; Fungi; Basidiomycota; Agaricomycetes; Polyporales; Laetiporaceae
Product: TPT-domain-containing protein
Exons: 6
Coding region: 199-1236 (345 amino acids)
Cellular component (GO): trans-Golgi network; Golgi apparatus; endosome
Molecular function (GO): antiporter activity
Source: RefSeq, a predicted model, not a curated record